UGACAGAGAAAGAAAUAGAGAGAGGGAGAGAGAGAGUCUGCUGUGGUGGUGUUGGGAAUCGGACGGCAUGAGCUCUACAUGAAACGAGUAAAAUGCUCUAAGACGCUUUCGGCGUUUGUCUUUCAUCCUUCCGAACCAAGGACGAGCCAGAAGCGGAGCCGUUCUUCACGAUCAGGUGUAAGACUAUCUUAAACCCGAGGGGACAGAAUGCCAGAACAGAGCAACGACUAUCGUGUGGUGGUGUUCGGUGCUGGGGGAGUGGGGAAGAGCUCCCUGGUUCUGCGCUUUGUGAAAGGCACAUUCAGGGACACCUACAUCCCCACGGUGGAGGACACCUAUCGCCAGGUGAUCAGCUGUGACAAGAGCGUGUGCACCCUCCAGAUCACAGACACAACAGGCAGUCACCAGUUCCCUGCCAUGCAGCGCCUUUCCAUCUCUAAAGGCCACGCCUUCAUCCUGGUCUACUCGAUCACAAGCAGACAGUCCCUGGAGGAGCUCAAACCCAUUUACCAACAGGUCCUGGCUAUAAAGGGCAAUGUUGAGGCUAUCCCAAUCAUGCUUGUGGGAAAUAAAAGUGAUGAGACCCAGCGAGAGGUGGAAACCAAGGACGGAGAGGCCCAGGCCAACCAGUGGAAGUGCGCCUUCAUGGAGACAUCAGCUAAGACCAACCACAACGUAACCGAGCUCUUUCAAGAGCUGCUCAACCUGGACAAGAAGAGGAACAUGAGCCUCAACAUCGACGGCAAGCGCUCUGGGAAGCAAUCCCGUGCCGAGAGACUGAAGGGCAAAUGCAGCGUGAUGUAAAAUCCAAGAGAGGAAAGGAAAGGGAGGUGGAGGAGAGAGAGGGAGAUGAAAUACGGAGAAGUAAAGAAGGAGGACGCCAGACACCAAACGCAUCAUACAGAGCAACAAGGUUUUUGACGGCAGCGGGGUUCUCAUCAUCGACACGCUCCUCACAAACACAACUUACAUACAGGAAACGUUUCAGUUCGGAGCAUAAAUCCAUGCACAUCCUUAACGGGGAAACAGGUGAGUGGGAUUGAGAUGACAAGUAGUGUGUGACACAGAUGAAUACAGAAAUGGCAGGGGUGUGGACUUUGUAUCCUCCAAGUGUCACAAAAACCUGGAUGGAGCACUCUUCGAGAACUUGGGUGAGAGUACUGACCACGAAGACCAGAAGUCCAUAAAAACGCAAAAGGUUUCUGAUCAGUGCAAAAUCUUAGAUAUCUUCUCUCACUUCUGCACCUCCCUGCUCAGCUCACACUUCACCCUUCUCAUCUUUUUCAUAACCUCUAUUAUAUCGACUGUAGAGAAAUGUAAUGUACAAGUAAGCGAGUUCCAAAGCUCACUCAUCUGGUAGAGACCCUGUUGUAAGUGACUGAGGUGUCUAUCAUGCUAGUACAAAGAGGACUCAAAAGUUUGACACUGCUAGCAUGAAGCAUCACAGCAAAAAAACAGAUCACCCAGCCACACCCCCAAGGACUUUGAUGUAUAUAAAUAUGGGAUAUUUAGAUAUAUUCCAUCCAGUCUGCACAUCCUCAGCCCCAACUAGUAUAUGAUGUUGACUCAAGUUUGAUGCUCUGAAGCUCAAUUUUCAAUUGCCAUCGUCAUAUAAAAACACUUCUUUGCGCUUAUCCCCCAAAUGCUUAUGGUAAAAGGUCAUCUAUGAACCCUCGAAAUGUCCUCAUCUGAUGUGGAGAAACAUCCAGCGGCAGGGGCUUCACGCAUGCCAUUGAUACGACGCAACAAUCCUUUUAAGACUCUCAUCAAGUGUAGAAUAACUCUGGCUGAAAGGAAGCUGGACUCUCAUUAAAACAUGAAACAGAAAUACGAGUCUGCCUUGCCUACGAGGUUAAUACACUUAGAUAAUCAUUGCCAAGCUGGUAAGAUGAAAGAGAACUUUUGGUUCUGAGGAUGUCAGUUUGCUUUGGCACUUUUCAUGUGAGAGUUUCUCUUUUUGCCUUUUUUUUUUCUAGUUUUCUUUAUGAUGCUCUUAUAAAGU
This is a messenger RNA of Pundamilia nyererei, 2002 nucleotides long. RefSeq names its product DIRAS family, GTP-binding RAS-like 1b (gene diras1b). Bases 208 to 804 code for a protein of 198 amino acids. The transcript has 3 exons. Gene Ontology annotation, molecular function: GTP binding; GTPase activity. NCBI's taxonomy places the organism in Eukaryota, Metazoa, Chordata, Actinopteri, Cichliformes, Cichlidae. Gene Ontology annotation, cellular component: membrane. Gene Ontology annotation, biological process: signal transduction. The record is from RefSeq and is a predicted model, not a curated record.